CAUGUUGGUUUAUGAGUGUCACGAACAAACUCGUGUGUAACGGUAGACGCGCAAGUUACCUUGCUAACGUUACAUCAAAAUAGAUCACCCCUAGCUGCAUGUUUUAAGAAGUAGUUUGACCCUACGUUGUCUAUUCUACUGAGUAUUCGUAACCAGAAAAAUAUAGCUGGCUAGUUAGCUAACUUAAACAGCGUUUACCCCGGGAAGGAAAAACAAAAACUCUGGAAAUGGUAAUGGAGGGGCUAUCUCUGCUGGAUACCCUCUCUGUGUUGAAAUGGUUUUGACAUGCACUGCUCCACUGGCCCUUGGAGGACAGGUUUUGGCAGGCAAAGCCUGUGAACAAGAACACUGUGAUUGCACUAAAGACAUUUCAUUUAAAUUAAUUUAACCUUUUUUUAUUAAAAAAGAAAACAAAAAACCAAACACUACACACUGUGAACCAGUUUUUACCUUUGAGCGAGUUAGCACGCAAACCGCUAACAUGCCGAGUUCGGCGAUUCGACGUCAGGUGAAGAACAUUGUGAACAACUACUCCGAGGCGGAGAAGAAGGUGAGGGAGGCCACCUCCAACGACUCCUGGGGGCCGUCCAGCUCGCUCAUGUCGGAGAUUGCGGACCUGACCUACAACGUGGUGGCCUUCUCCGAAAUCAUGGGCAUGAUCUGGAGGCGCCUCAACGACCACGGCAAGAACUGGCGGCACGUCUACAAGGCCCUGACACUGCUGGAUUACCUGAUCAAGACGGGCUCGGAGCGCACGGCCCUGCAGUGCAAGGAGAACAUCUUCACCAUCCAGACCCUCAAGGACUUCCAGCACAUCGACCGUGAUGGCAAGGACCAGGGCGUGAACGUGCGGGAGAAGUCCAAGCAGCUGGUGGCCCUGCUGAAGGACGACGAGCGGCUGAAGGGAGAGCGCUCCCAGGCCCUGAAGACCAAGGAGCGCAUGGCCCAGGUGGCCACCGGCCUCAGCAGCAGCAACCAGAUCAGUUUCGGCCGAGGCUCCAGCCAGCCCAACCUGUCGACCAGCUACUCCGAGGAGUACGGCAAGUCUGGGGGUUCACCGGCGUCCUACCAUGGCUCCACUUCUCCGCACGCGUCCUCAGAGCUGGAGCAGGCCCGGCCCCAGACCAGCGGGGAGGAGGAGCUGCAGCUGCAGCUGGCCCUGGCCAUGAGCAGAGAGGCCGCUGAACAGGAGGACAGGAUGCGGCGGGGGGAUGACCUCCGGCUCCAGAUGGCUCUUGAGGAGAGCAAGAAAGGGCCUGCCCCAGCAACAGUAGCCAAGAAGAAAAAAGAGCCGGCGCUGAUGGAUCUGAUGGACACAGUGCCCGAAGGCCCAGUGGAUCAGGCUUCAGACCCCUGGGGCGCUGCAGCUCCAGACCCCUGGCAGUUACCUGCUCCACCUGUGGAUCCAUGGGGGCCGUCUGUUUCCGCAGCCACGCCCGAAAAAUGUGCCGAACCGUGGGGACCCUCUGCUGGCUCUGCUCCUGUGGCACAACCUGUUCCUGACCCCUGGGCAUCCUGCCCCAAGGCAUCUGCCACUGAAGGUAACUUUGAUCCCUUUAGUACACUGAAUGGGAGCUCCAGGGAUGACUUCUCGGACUUUGACUGCCUUCGAUCUUCCAAUGUGACAGGCAAAGCCACAGGAAGCUCCAGUUUGCCUUCACGGCCCAAUGCUUCUGCCAGCCCAGACUUAAUGGACCUGAAGUUGGAAAGCUCCCCGCAGAACGGUACAGGCAGCAGUUCCCGAAAAACUCCAGAGUCUUUCCUCGGCACCAAUGCUGCACUGGUCAACUUGGAAUCUCUGGUCAGCAAGCCACCACAGCCCGCUAUUGUGUCCAACCCCUUCUUAUCAGCAGGCGCUGCUCCGGCACCCGUACCGCAGAUCAACCCUUUCCAGGUGAACCUGCCUCAGCCCCCCACCCUCAACCAACUGAGGGUGAGCCCCAUGAUGAGUCUGGGCAGCCAGGCUUUCGGCGCCUCGCCCCCCUUGAGCCUCGAUCCCCUGGCUCUCUCAAUGCCUCCCCUGGGGACUAUCGCCAUGGCGCCCAUGCCAGGCGUCCCCACCAUGGCACCUAUGGGCAUGAUGAUGCCCGCCAUGGGCAUCCCACAGCCCCUCAUGAGCACAGGGCUGCCCCCUGCAGCCUCCACCGCACAGACUGGCAGCACAACCAACCCCUUCCUCUUGUGAGAAACUGUGAUUUUUACUAACCGGAGACAAGCGCCCCUACAUAGCACGACUACCCGGUGACCUUUUAUCUUUUCAGAUUGGUGUGCUGUUUUAUCGCAACUCGUUUGAGUAGCUGCAGUGUUUACAGAUUUUAAUUGGCAGACAAUUCUCUCCACUCUCCUUUCACUGGUCGUAGGUACCCUGCAUCGAUUUCCGUUCUUUCUACACUUCUGACAUUCAUUUUGCAGUUGCUGUGUGUAACCCUAUCGCCGUGAAACAGAUUAGCCGUCUCUUGAUAAGGCAGCAGUUCAAGGGCACAAAAUUUACGGCCUUCUUUAUCCAGGAUUUGAGAAUGUGAAUUGUGCUCCAUUUUAUUUUCUUAUUUUAUGUCUUUAACCAACGUAUUCACUCAAACUUUACUUUACUUUUUAUGCAUACAUUACCCAAAUGUUUUACAUGAUUGUAUGAACACUGUAUUAUGACAUGCAAAAGUAUACCCAGGCUAGGGGAUUCAUACACAUACAACAUUUGGAGUGUCAUGAACAGAAAGUUUGCACAUGGCUUGAGUGCUUUGACUGCAGGUUCACCAUGUGUCCUUAGCUGAAUAGAAGCAACAAUCAGCUGUGCUUAAUGGAGCUACAUCCGCUAUGAGCAUAAAAAAAACUACAAGAAAAUGUCUGUGCUUUUGGACAUUGAGAAGUCUGCACUUUGUCACUGGUUCCAGUCUUGCCACAUUAGAGGAAGAACCUCGUGAUUUCAGAUAUAUAGGUUUUUAGGAACUUUAGGGAAGUGGUGCAUCUUGGGGUGACAAUGUUUUUUAUAGCUACUAGUUUAAGAUACUUUGGGGGAAUGUUCACUCAUUCAGGGGUCAUAGUGCUCACUCUUUGCACAUCUCUUAUAGUGAAACUCCUUUGCCCUUCUCUCUUAGGUCAGAUUGUUACAAAGAAAUAUCCAACAAUCUUCCAUUUUGUGAGUGGAUCUUAAUUAUUCACAUAUAAAAUGUGUUAAAUGUCAAAAAGGAACAAAGGGAACCAGGGAAUAUAAAUGUGACAUCAAAUAGUGUUACUGCUGUAUCCUGUUACUGAAAUAACAUCACGAACAGUAUUACUCCUCUUAGCCGUUUGCUCUGCAAUUUUCUAUGCAUUUCAAUCAAUUGUAAAGCCUUUAAGAAGCAAUGAACUUGCUUGUUUAGGAACUGUCCAGAUAUGCACAUAUGCUGACAUUCUGCACAUAUGCCCUGCGGCAGUGCUGUAGGUGGGGGGAUUCCACGGUGAUCUACAAAAACUCAAUUAAUGCGGUCAGAACAUUUCCGUCACAGGCAAUUGCUUAGACGGCUUUUUGGCGAAGUGGCAUCAUUAUAGCACAGCAGCAGCUCUGUAGAUGAUCAAGUCUGUAAAAGCACUCGCUCUGUACCUAUACAGUACUCACCAGUAUGGUUGCAGUGGUAACUUUGAUGUGAUCCAACCAUCUGUUCAGUAUCAGGUGGAAACUAGGUUCUCUCCUUGCUAGUUUUAUUCACAUCCCAUGAUUUUCAGAGAUACGCUUAUGUUACAUAUAUAGGUCAAUUGUUUUUACAUUGUAGAAUAGACUGCAGCUAGAAUGUAAUUCUCUUCGGUGAGAGGAAUAGUGUUUAGGGUCACAUGACUUUAUUAGUUGUCAGAACAAGCCCAACUUCCAAACUACUGGAAGAAAUGGAUGUGGAAUUAAUAGACCUCGAUAGGGGACUAGGUUUAGGGAAUAUUAACAUGGUUUUGAAAAUAUAUUUUCAGAAUGAGAUUUUCAGAAAUAUUAUUACCAAAGUCUGUACAAACAAUCUAUUGAAAUGGGAUUUGUGAGAUUAGACCUGUUUGCAUUACAAUGUUGAUUCUAAGACACGAAGCUCCGUUUAUUAUUUGAAAUCGCCAACCUGCCUUUUUUUUUAUUUUAUUUUUUAGAAGACAGUUGUUGGCCAGUGCCCUCUGCUGGAAUUUUAGUAAAGCAGUGUGUAUAGAGCUUUGUUACAAACCCUUGGUGUACUCGUGUAAUAGUUAUGAUACCCACAUAACCAAGGCAUAUACUCAGGCAUAAAUGGGGAGGGAUGCUUUAAAACGGUUUCAAGAACUUUGAUCUUAUUUUAGGGAUGGGGUGUACAUGUGAUUCUGCAUAAAACGGUAGCAGAAAAAAAUGUUUAUGCUCAAACUAAAUUUUAACUACAUACAUUAUCUAGCUCAACUUGUCAGUUGCUUUUUCACUGUGUUUGUACUUUUCUUGCAUUCUGUUCGUGUACUCAUUCAUUUACUGUGGUCUAACGUUUUCAUUGUGAAGCAUAAUCUAUUUUUUCACGUUAUCGUAUUUGUAUAUUUACAACGUUUUUCAUAUUGUGGGGAGCAGGCUGCUUUUUGUGGAUAUGUGCCCAACUUGUUGACAUAACUGUAUCAUUAAUUUAUCAUUUGUAAUUUGUAAAACACUGUUCUGUAUCUUAUUUUUAUGUAAUGGGUUUAGGAGGAAAUUUACAGGAAAUCUCAUUUUAACAGCAGCAAAUGAUAAGCUAUUUGCUGCAAGAAUUAAAAUGUAUUACAUAUAUUUUGCUUGCAGAUAUUUUAUAAUGCUGUCAAUAACAAAUAUUCAUGUGUCAGCAAGAAUAAAUAUGUAUUGCAAGCAGAGCUGUGGAUUUAAUACCGUAGUUGGAUUUUUCUAUGGGACUGUAAUGUGACUGGUUAUGCAGACCUGAGAUUUGGAUUUGGUGAUGAGUGAAAGUGUGUUACUACAUAAAAGGAACAAACAGUUUAUGAAAGAAGAGUAAUUUAAUUGUAAUAAAUAUCAAAAGUAUAUAAAAAAAUGAUGUAUUCUUGACUACAAUAAAGGUACAUGCAUAUUUA
Conger conger (European conger) is the source of this 5022-nucleotide messenger RNA. Its product is annotated as epsin-2-like. Gene Ontology annotation, biological process: endocytosis. The record is from RefSeq and is a predicted model, not a curated record. Gene Ontology annotation, molecular function: clathrin binding; phospholipid binding. The coding region runs from base 482 to 2185 and encodes 567 amino acids. Lineage: Eukaryota; Metazoa; Chordata; Actinopteri; Anguilliformes; Congridae. The transcript is spliced from 9 exons. Gene Ontology annotation, cellular component: plasma membrane; clathrin vesicle coat; endosome.